Manis pentadactyla (Chinese pangolin) is the source of this 1333-nucleotide messenger RNA. RefSeq names its product sulfotransferase family 6B member 1 (gene SULT6B1). The record is from RefSeq and is a predicted model, not a curated record. Gene Ontology annotation, molecular function: sulfotransferase activity. NCBI's taxonomy places the organism in Eukaryota, Metazoa, Chordata, Mammalia, Pholidota, Manidae. Gene Ontology annotation, cellular component: cytoplasm. Gene Ontology annotation, biological process: sulfation. The transcript has 7 exons.
AUGGCUGCUAAGUCCAAAUUUGUUGACUAUAUUGAUGAAGCUCUGGAAAAAUAAAAAAAAGCUACUCUCUCUCAUUUGUUUUUCACCUAUCAGGGGAUUCCUUACCCGAUCACCAUGUGCACCUCAGAAACUUUCCAAGCCUUGGACACCUUUGAAGCCAGAAGCGAUGACAUAGUGCUAGCAUCUUAUCCAAAGUGUGGUUCAAAUUGGAUUCUACACAUCAUUAGUGAAUUACUAUUUGCUGAUUCUAAAAAAAAGUAUCAACAUCCAGAAUUCCCCGUGCUUGAAUGUGGGGACCCAGAAAAAUAUCAGAGAAUGAAACAGUUUCCAUCGCCAAGGGUUUUCACAACUCACCUCCAUUACGACAAGUUACCUGGAUCUCUCUUCAAGAACAAAGCCAAGGUAUUGGUGAUAUUCCGAAAUCCUAAAGAUACAGCAGUAUCUUUGUACCAUUUCCACAAUGAUGUCCCUGAUAUUCCAAGCUACAGCUCUUGGGAUGAAUUCUUCAGACAGUUCAUGGAAGGACAAGUUUGUUGGGGAAGCUAUUUUGAUUUUGCAAUUAAUUGGAACAAGCAUCUAGAUGAUGAAAAUGUUAAGUUCAUAUUAUAUGAAGACCUGAAAGAGAAUCUGGCUGCUGGAAUAAAACAAACUGCUGAGUUCUUUGGUUUCUCUCUAACUGGGGAGCAGAUUCAAACUAUCUCAGCUCAGAGCACCUUCCAGGCAAUGCGAGCCAAGUCCCAGGAAACUCACGGUGCUGUUGGCCCAUUCCUGUUCCGCAAAGGUGAAGUUGGUGAUUGGAAAAAUUUGUUCAGUGAAACUCAGAACCAGGAAAUGGAUGAAAAAUUCAAAGAGUGCUUAGCAGGCACUUCCCUAGGAGCAAAGCUGAAGUAUGAAUCACAUUGCCAGCCUUGAUUCUGGUCAGUUCAACAGGCCUGCAUAUUUUUUUCCUUAAUAAUAAUUUAAUUUAAACAAUUAAAUAAUAGUUUGAUCAAAUGAUGUUAAUUAACACUUAGAUAUAAAUAAUACAAAUUUAACAAUAAUAACAUAUGAAAUUUUUGAGCACAAACUUAAGUUUGUUCACUUUUUUAAGGAAAGGCCAUUUAGCUGACCUAAAGGGAUACUAUUGUUAAUGUAGUACAGUGGGGCUUUAACUUCUUUCGUGCUCUGGAUUCACAUAAGAUCAUAAGCAGAUCCCAUCAGAGACAUAGCCUAGUCUGUUUGAGCAGAGAUAGUUAGGCUCCAAAUGAUGCACAGCUUCUAUCCUCCCAUAAUAACUCCUGUCUUGCCCACUAUGGAACCAGCACCUGUGGUGGCUCUCAGACUCACUGCUGGG